CCCCCGGCAGCGCUCUGGGGAUACAGCUACCUACGUUAGGACCCGUAUUUCCGCUCUGGUUUUGGUUCCUAGCUACCAGCCGUCCUGUUAGCCUCUGUUAGCCUCUUAGCUCCGAGUUUAACCGCCUAAAGUCUGUAAAUAAAACUAAAAUGACUCCACACUGAGUCUGCUACAUGCUGGCUGUUAGCUGCUAGCUCCUCUAGCGUUAUAUUCACCUGUACAGCGCAGCUAACGGAGCAUGCUAACCGGCUAGCUGCUGUUUCUGAGUCUGUUUGUUAGUUCUGAUGAAGAGGAAACGUUAGCAUGCUGCGGACUCAAUAACAGAGUCAUCUGUGUGGAGAAGUCUUUCUUUCCUCCCUCAAACUUCGUGAUUGGCUGAGAGGCUUCCCUGGCUGUGAUCUGAUUGGCUGAGAGGUUUCCCUGGCAGUGAUCUGAUUGGCUGAGAGGAGCCAUGCUGACCUAGGAUCAGCUGUUAGUCAGUGUGCUGUGUGCGGAGUAACACAGCGACUCAUCAUGUCUGAGAACCAGCCCAACAACAACAACGUCCCUCUGAACAACAACAACAACAACAACAUGGGACCCAACCGGCUCCGGAACCCCAACAUCAACCAGAACCCGCUCAUCAACGUCCGGGACCGCCUCUUCCACGCGCUCUUCUUCAAGAUGGCCGUCACCUACGCCCGACUGUUCCCGCCGUCCUUCAGGAGGGUCUUCGAGUUCUUCGUCCUGCUAAAGGCGCUCUUCGUCCUCUUCAUCCUCGCCUACAUCCACAUCGCCUUCUCUCGCUCGCCUAUCGACUGCCUGGAGGCGGUGAGGGAGCGCUGGCCGCGGGACGGCAUCCUGCGGGUGGAAAUUCAGAGGAACUCCAGCCGCGCGCCCGUCUUCCUGCAGCACUACGACGCCGCGGCCGGCCUGCAGGAGGCGCUGGGGGCGGGGCUUAGCCUGGCAGCGCUGCAGGAGGAAGACGAGGAAGAGGAGGAGAUGACCAUAGAGAUGUUCGACAACAGCUCCGUGCAGUUUGAUCUGGACAUGGAGCCUCGUCUGAAGCCGUCUCUGAUUGGAGGAGGAGUCGGAGGGGGCGGAGCAGGGGGAGGGGCAGGAGGAGGAGGGAAUGGCAGUCAGGACGUCUCCUUCAGUCAGACCACUAAAGGUAUGCAGCCCCUGGACGACUCAGUGUCUGAGCUGGAGAUGAUGACCAGAGCAGUGUGGCCUCAGGAGGAAUACAUCGUGGAGUAUUCUCUGGAGUACGGCUUCCUGCGUCUGUCUCAGAGCACCAGACAGAGACUCAACAUCCCCGUCAUGGUCGUCACUCUGGAUCCCAUGAAGGACGAGUGUUUCGGUGACGGAUUCAGUCGCUUUCUGCUGGACGAGUUUUUGGGCUACGACGACAUCCUGAUGUCCAGCGUGAAGGCGCUCGCUGAGAACGAGGAGAACAAAGGGUUCCUGAGGAACGUGGUGUCUGGAGAACAUUACCGCUUCGUCAGCAUGUGGAUGGCCAGAACGUCGUACCUGGCCGCCUUCGUCAUCAUGGUCAUCUUCACUCUGUCCGUGUCCAUGCUGCUCAGAUAUUCUCACCACCAGAUCUUCGUUUUCAUCGUGGAUCUUCUUCAGAUGCUGGAGAUGAACAUGACCAUCGCCUUCCCAGCAGCCCCUCUGCUCACCGUCAUCCUGGCCCUCGUUGGCAUGGAGGCCAUCAUGUCGGAGUUCUUCAACGACACGACAACGGCGUUCUACAUCAUCCUCAUCGUGUGGCUAGCCGACCAGUACGACGCCAUCUGCUGCCACACCAACACCAGCAAACGCCACUGGCUCAGGUUCUUCUAUCUGUACCACUUUGCCUUCUACGCCUAUCACUACCGCUUCAACGGUCAGUACAGCAGCCUGGCGCUGGUCACAUCCUGGCUCUUCAUCCAGCACUCUAUGAUCUACUUCUUCCACCACUACGAGCUUCCUGCCAUCCUACAGCAGAUCCGGAUCCAGGAGAUGCUUCUGCAGAACCAGCAGGCGGGUCAGCAACAGGCGGGUCAGCCAGCAGGUCAGCAGGCGGGUCAGCCAGCAGAUCAGCAGGCAGGUCAGCCAGCGGGUCAGCCGGCCAACAACCAGGCACAGGCGCUGCAGGACAACCUCAACAACAACGCUGCCACUACAGUCGCUGGGACAGAACCAGGACCGGAAAACACUGACCCACACGCCGCCCUGCAAACGCUGCACAGCGAAUCAAACGCCACCCUGCCUACAGGAGCGGGAGAGGUGAGGGCAGAGCUGAACUGGGUCUCUCAAACAGCGGCCAUCUUUACCGAAGCUCUGAGCACCGCCGGAGACGCAGCGGCCGCCAGCGUGGUGGCAGAGGUCUGGGUGGACGGAGGAGAAACGGGAGGAGACAGAAGAGGAGAAAGGGGGGAAGGAGGAGGAGAAGAAAGAGAAAGACAGAGCGAAACGGUAGAAGGAAGCGGAGAAAAAGGAGCAGGAAUGGAAGAUUUGAAUGUUGUUUCAGUAGAAAUUAAAGCCACAGGAGGAGAUCCUCCAAUCAGAGGGCAGGAGGGGGCGGAGGGGGUGGGGCCCCGCCCAAACACAGACUGCCCCCUCCCACAGAGCGGCACAGGUACAGACUGCAGAGCGCCACAGCGGCCGCAGACGCCGUCCUGAGGGCCUGACACGCUGCUCAGUCUGUCAGCUGAUCAGGGCUCUGGUCUGUGAUUGGACCAUCACUGAACAAACACACUUCUUAUUUUAAACAAAAACUAAAUUAAUUAGUUCAGUUUGACCCAACCGCAGGGUCCGCAAGAUUAUUCUUUGGAUGAAUGGAUGAGUAGUUCUGUCUCUAAAAUGUGGAUCAGUGUUCCCCAAGAUGACGUCAUCACAUGUCUUGUUUUGUCCACAACCUAAAGAUAUUCAGUUUCCUGUCAGCUGUUUAUGUAAAAAUAAUCUGCCUAAUCUGGGUGUGCUGAUCAAAAGUUAAAUUAAUGAUAAACCGUAUGAUGCACGGAUUCCUCUGGGCCGGGACCGAUGUUUGGUUGGUGGUUCCCUGUCAAAGGGAACCAAACUGUUUGAAGUCUGAACUCUGUUCUGGUCUGGAGGAUUUUGAUCCGUUUAAGAUCCUUGAAUGUACAGAUAUUUUCACUGAUUUAAAAUAAAUAUAAUAAAACUCACAAGUUGUAACAUCUGCAUCCCGAGCAACGCUAAAUUCUGCAGAUUUUCAUUCAGUUCCUCAGCAGUUUGUCUGGGCCGAUCCCGAUAGCCCAUGUGUUGUUAUUGGUGUUGGUUCUGGUUCUGGUUUUGUGACGGGGGAACAGAGGAAUCUUCAUGAUAUAAAAUACCAUGGCAGUUUAAAGUCUUAGUUGUGUUUUGGUCUGGUUUUUGAUCCAUGAAUGAUCAGUAAUGGAUCCGCCCUGACUCUGACAGACUGAAGCACAAACUGAACUGUGAUGCUUUCUGUUUUCAUCUGCUUUUAUUUUGAAAAGGACAGACUCUUUGGGAACAGGAAGUAGUUUUUGAUCGCGGCGGUGGAUCAGAACGGAUGCCUUAUCAAUAAUCCUUCGGACACUUCGGAGACUCCAGCAGCUGACAGAGGCAGCUGAUUGGUUGUGCAUUAUGAUGGCGGCUGUGUCACACCUCAGGCCCCGCCCCCUGCCACAUGUCUGCCGGUGCGUUCAGGUGCUCCUUGUAAACGUCAGCGUCGACUAGCUGACUCAGAUGUGUUUCAGUAAAAACCCACAUUAUUUUCUCCUUU
Molecule: messenger RNA, 3730 nt
Organism: Sander lucioperca (pikeperch)
Lineage: Eukaryota; Metazoa; Chordata; Actinopteri; Perciformes; Percidae
Gene: tmem259
Product: transmembrane protein 259
Exons: 12
Coding region: 514-2646 (710 amino acids)
Biological process (GO): response to endoplasmic reticulum stress; positive regulation of ERAD pathway
Cellular component (GO): endoplasmic reticulum
Source: RefSeq, a predicted model, not a curated record